GCGAUCCAAUAACGUUCUUUUAUCCAUUGUUUUUUUUUCCCGAAUUUAUAUUAAGUGGUGGUUCAUCGGAGGUGAAAAUGCAGCUGGUCAGCGGUAUCCUCACACACACAUUCAAAAUGGCGGAUACAGAAGUCCCGCAGGGAUUGCGCUCUGUCAAACACAUCAUUCUGGUGCUAUCGGGAAAAGGCGGUGUGGGAAAAAGUACGGUUGCCACCCAGCUCUCCUGGGCCUUGUAUAAUCAGGGAAACAAGGUUGGUUUACUCGACAUUGACCUCUGUGGUCCUAGUAUUCCCAGAAUGAUGAAUGUUGAAAACAAUGAUGUCCACCAAUGCUCAGAUGGGUGGGUCCCAGUCUACACAGGUCCUGACCAGAGGCUUGGUGUUAUGUCCAUAGGGUUUCUGCUCCAUAGCAAGGAGGACGCAGUGGUCUGGAGGGGACCCAAGAAAAAUGCUAUGAUCAAACAGUUUUUGUCUGAUGUGUGCUGGGGAUAUAUAGACUACCUCAUAAUUGACACACCCCCUGGAACGUCAGAUGAGCAUAUAACUGUUGUUGAGAACCUUAAAACAUGCCACCCUGAUGGAGCAAUCCUUGUAACAACACCACAGGGUGUUGCUAUAUCAGAUGUGAGACGAGAGAUCACAUUCUGCAAAAAGACAAAAAUUCCAGUCCUUGGGAUUGUAGAGAAUAUGAGUGGAUUUGUUUGCCCACACUGUAGCGAAUGCACAAAUGUGUUUUCAAAAGGUGGUGGGGAAGCUUUAGCAAAGGAGUGUGAAGUCCCAUUCCUUGGUUGUAUUCCUCUAGACCCAAAUCUAACCAUGAACAUAGAAGAUGGGAAAAGCUUUAGUGAUUUACUUAGUAACUCGCCUGCUGUAGAGUCUGUAAAUUCAAUUGUAACAAAAAUAUCCCAUGCCACUUCACAAAAUCAGACAUAGCACAUUUUCACUUUUAUUAUCAGACUUUGGAAUUGUCUGAGGCAAAAUUAACUGACUGUUUUGGUCUGACACACACUCAUGCAACCUGCCAAAAUAAAGCAAAAUAUUGUA
Nematostella vectensis (starlet sea anemone) is the source of this 1043-nucleotide messenger RNA. Its product is annotated as cytosolic Fe-S cluster assembly factor NUBP2 homolog. Gene Ontology annotation, biological process: iron-sulfur cluster assembly. Gene Ontology annotation, cellular component: cytosol. The transcript has 8 exons. Gene Ontology annotation, molecular function: ATP binding; 4 iron, 4 sulfur cluster binding; ATP-dependent FeS chaperone activity. The record is from RefSeq and is a predicted model, not a curated record. Bases 78 to 932 code for a protein of 284 amino acids. Lineage: Eukaryota; Metazoa; Cnidaria; Anthozoa; Actiniaria; Edwardsiidae.